This is a messenger RNA of Menidia menidia (Atlantic silverside), 744 nucleotides long. NCBI's taxonomy places the organism in Eukaryota, Metazoa, Chordata, Actinopteri, Atheriniformes, Atherinopsidae. The record is from the annotation of a GenBank genome assembly.
AUGGCAGCUCUUGCCAGCUCUCUCAUCAGACAGAAACGGGCGGUCAAGGACGACCAAGCCAACCGACCGGUGGCCAACAAACGCAAGCCCUGUCCGAAGAGCAACAAGUCCCUCUGCCAGAAACAGAUCCUGGUCCUGAUCUCAAAGGUUCGACUAUGCGGGGGUCGAAAAAGUCGAAACGAAAAAAGACCAGAGCCACAGCUGAAAGGCAUUGUUACUCGGUUAUACAGUCAGCAUGGAUACUACCUGCAAAUGCAGCCUGACGGAACCGUUGGCAGCACAAAAGAUGAAAGCAGCUCAUUUUCACAGUUCAACUUAAUUCCGGUGGGACUGCGGAUUGUGGCAAUUCAAGGGACAAAAACAGGGUUGUACCUCGCCAUGAACAGCGAUGGAUACCUCUAUACCUCAGAGCACUUUACUCCAGAGUGUAAGUUCAAGGAGAGCGUAUUUGAGAACUACUACGUUACAUACUCAUCCAUGCUCUACCGUCAGACUCAGUCUGGCCGCUCCUGGUAUAUUGGUAUCAACCGCGAUGGUCAGAUCAUGAAGGGGAACCGGGUAAAGAAGACCAAGGGAGCUGCUCAUUUCCUGCCAAAAGUUAUAGAAGUUGCGAUGUACAAGGAGCCAUCGCUACAUGAGCUGGCCGGUGAACCGGUGAGUCCUCCCCGGAAGACCGUGAAGACGUCGGAUUCUCCGAGUCUACAGAAUGGACAGAAAGAGGCUCCCAAGGCUGAAGCAUCAUAG